Messenger RNA from Entrophospora sp. SA101, 1473 nucleotides. NCBI's taxonomy places the organism in Eukaryota, Fungi, Glomeromycota, Glomeromycetes, Entrophosporales, Entrophosporaceae. The record is from the annotation of a GenBank genome assembly.
AUGAACGACAAAAAAAAUCUUACAAAAGAUGAACUUGCAAAUUAUUUAAAAAAUUUAAAGGAUAAAGCACCUCCUAAACCUUCAAGUCUAAUAACACCACCAAAAAGUCCAAUAGCCUCCACUGCUCCAUCCAACAACAAUAGGAAAAGAGGAGGUUUGUAUGGUCCAAGGGUGUAUCCUUCUCCAAAGAAGAUCACCUCAAUUCUAGGUCAAAAAAUUGGAGAAAGCAUCAAAACACCAUCCUCUCCUCCCGAAUCAGUUUCCAGUUCUACUGCUUAUUCAUCAUCAUCUUCUACACGACUAAACACCACAGAUACAGUUUCAUCAGGCUUAAAUUUUAAUGAAGCUGAUGCAAACAAGAUUGAUGGAAAUAAUGAUAUUAAUGGACUUAUUAAUGAUUUAACUUAUCCAAUGGAAACGAAGCUUUCUUUUAAGUUAAAUAAUAAUCAAUCAACGGAUAUUAACAGUGGCUAUAACAACAACAACAACAUUGAUGAAAGAACCAUCUCUGCUAAUGCAUCUACUACAAAAAUAGAUAAUAACACAAAAGAUGGUUAUGUUUUAUCUGCUGCAUUUAAAUCGUACUCUGCUUCUUCCAGACCAGCAUCAAGGACUCCAUCAUUAAUUAAACAAACCACAAAGCAAAUUCAAAGUGAAGUUAAUAAAAACAAGAAAAUAUACAACUCUACAGUAAAUAUGUUACAAAAACAACAUCAAUUUAACAAGCAACUAAAUAAUGAACUAGAAAACAAUGAUAAUAAUUCACAAUGGAAUCCACGAUAUGAUGAGACUCAAAAGAAAUUCCCUCAUUCAGAAAAACUUGAAUAUAAUCAUAAUUCAAUACCAACUUCACCAACUUCACCAAAAAUAUAUACAUCAAAUAAUCAACCUUUUAAUGGUAGUAGUAGACCAUCAUCAUCUAUGUAUAAUGUAGCAUCAAUAGAAUGUGCAGCUUGUAACAAAUCAAUCACAGGGAAGGUGUUGUCGGCAAUGGGGAAAAAAUGGCAUCCAGAUCAUUUCACAUGUACAACAUGUAAUACUUCUUUAGAACACAUUGCCUUUUUUGAACAAGAUGGAUUGCCAUAUUGUCAUUUGGAUUUUCAUGAAUUGUUUAGUCCAAGAUGUGGUUAUUGUAAUACACCUAUUGAAGGGCAAUGUAUUACGGCACUUGGAAAAUCUUGGCAUGUAGGACAUUUCUUUUGUCGUGAAUGCGGUGGACCAUUUGAAAGUGGUGGUUUCAUGGUACAUGAUGGUUAUCCAUACUGUGAAAAAGAUUGGAUGAAAAAAUUUGCACCAAAAUGUAAAGGUUGUCAAAAUCCAAUUAAAGAAGAAUUUACAAGCGCGUUGGAUGGAAAGUGGCACCGUGAUUGUUUUGGUUGCAAGACUUGUAAUCAACCAUUCCAUAGUUCAUAUUAUGUUCACCAAGGACAACCUUAUUGUGAUGUACAUUAUAGAGAAAUAAGAGAAUUUUGA